Messenger RNA from Dufourea novaeangliae, 631 nucleotides. RefSeq lists its product as uncharacterized. The coding region runs from base 68 to 631 and encodes 187 amino acids. Lineage: Eukaryota; Metazoa; Arthropoda; Insecta; Hymenoptera; Halictidae. The record is from RefSeq and is a predicted model, not a curated record. The transcript has 3 exons.
UGGGGUUACCUAAUCACAAAUUUAAUGUUGCUUAGGUUUGAAUGUUAAACUCGGGGAAGAACCUACAAUGAGUGCCGCAUGCACGCCUGAAAAUUGGAGAAUUUCUCUAGGAAUGCGUAAUAACCUGGUAUACAAUGAUAUUCCUUAUAUUCCUAUGAGGGUUGAAGCCAUUUCCAUAUAUCUCUCCUUCAAAGAUUAUCAAGAGAAUGGUAUUAAAAGAAUACAAACUUUGGGUGAACUCGUUCCAAAGACUGAAUCACGUGCCAUGCUUUUAUCUCUAACACCAGGAAAUAGUUCUGAAUUUCCUGUUUCUUUCGAGAACUUAAGUGUCAGGGAUAUAUAUAUUAAGAAUUCAGACAAUACAUAUUGUGCACUUUGGGAAAAAUAUACUGUCUUUAAAGUAUAUGGUACUUUGAAGUCCGAAGAAUCAGGGCACGUGUUAGAAACUAGUCACCUGGUACCAGUACAUGAUAUUGUGGGUACUUGGAAUUUAAUGACUAUGUUAAUUCCAAUAGCCCGUUCUGAAUAUCGCCAGUAUUACCGUACUCAAGGACAAAAUAGUAUGUUACAAUCACAAUGGGACCAAAUGAAAGGAGGGAAAAAACGUUUAGUGAAAGAAACUACUAAAUAA